Molecule: messenger RNA, 10359 nt
Organism: Porites lobata
Lineage: Eukaryota; Metazoa; Cnidaria; Anthozoa; Scleractinia; Poritidae
Source: the annotation of a GenBank genome assembly
GCCAGCGGGGCCAGGAGUGAAGAAACCGUGCGAGUGAAAAGCUAGAAAAUUGAAAAUGAUCUCUAGCGAGUGCCGUUUAUGCUUCGCAACAAGUUAAAGCGAAUCACUGAUAGGCAUAAACUGUGAUUACGCAUGUGUACAAAUUUUGCGGUAAACGUGGGUCUAGCAACGCGCCAUACAAGAUUAAUCUACAAGCGGACGAGCGGAUAGCUUCGCUGUUGUGACAGUUUUCAUGUUGACUACAGCCACUGCCUCUGCGUCUUCGAACUCAGAUCCAAAUGGUGCUCCGGGAAGUCACCUUCGCGGGUAUAAACAGUUAAUGGACAGAUAUGACAGCUUAGUGAACUACACUCCGGCAAAUAUGGACGACCCGAUUGUUAUAAACGUUGGCGGAAAACGAUUUGAAACGUACGAAGAGACGCUGGCGCGUUUUCCAGAUACCCUUCUGGGAUGCGCCAGCCGAAGGUCCAAGUUCUACAACUCUAAGCGUCAGGAGUACUUUUUCGACCGGCAUCGCUCCGCGUUCGAUGCCAUUCUCUACUACUAUCAAUCUGGCGGAACUCUAAUUCGACCGGAGCACGUACCACCUCAUGUGUUUAUAAACGAAGUUAUCUUCUUUGACUUACCCGAGGAGUCAGUCCAACAUAUUCAACUUGAGGCGGGAAUCGCUGAUGAACCCGAAGAGCAACCCAUGCCGAACAACUAUUACAUGAGAAUUGUCUGGAAUGCGCUCGAGUACCCGAACUCCUCGCACCUGGCAAAAUUUCUGGCGAUUUUCUCCGUCAUAGUUAUCACUCUUUCGUUAAUCAUUUUCUGCAUCGAGACGCUGCCGGCGUUUAAAAUACAUCCGGAGAAACCAAAAAACGCAACAGACGAUUGGAAGCCUCCACCUAAUCCUUACGACAAAAUCUGGUUUCGGCUCAAUACUUUUGUCAUUGUUUGGUUUACGGGCGAGUACGUAAUUCGCUUCCUUACGUCUCCACAAAAAUUCAAAUUUCUAAUCGGAGCGCUAAACAUUAUUGACUUGUUAUCCAUACUACCGUAUUACGUUCAACUAGGGCUCCAAGAGGACGACUCUUCCAUCUCUGUCCUUCGCGUGGUGCGUGUCGUCCGCGUGUUUCGCGUGUUCAAACUCUCGCGCCACUCGCGCGGUCUGCAGAUAUUAGGAAACACGCUCAGAGCAAGUUUAAAUGAGUUGAUAAUGUUAAUGUUCUUCUUGGCUAUUGGCGUCAUGAUAUUUGCAAGCUGUGUUUUCUAUGCGGAAGGAGGCCUCGACAGCAAUUUCCCAAGUAUUCCUCACGCUUUUUGGUGGGCAGUUGUCACCAUGACGACUGUAGGCUAUGGAGACGUGUCUCCAGAAAGCUUCCCGGGAAAGAUCGUCGGGGCACUUUGCGCUAUCUCAGGUAAGCCAACCUAAUGCUGUGACACUCAUCUGAUAGGAUUAAAAGCAACAAUUCGGCAAGGUCUGGAGGCCAAAAAAAAAAGUAGCGCGUGCUUAGAAGACUUUAGAAGCCAACCUAAUGCAAUGGCACACGUUAUAUAUAAGCACACUUCAAAACCAACGAAAUAUAUCAAUGUGAAAGCCCCUAAAAUACAGUAGCGCGUGCUUAGAACGUUAAGAAACCAACCAACUGCAAUGGCAAGCGUUGGGCACGCUUUAAAAACAACGGCACAUGGCAGUGAUACUCAAUUGGUGUGAAAUCCUUUAAAUUACAGGAACGCAUGCUAAGAACACUUAAGAAACUCAAGCUAAUGCAAUAGCACACCUUAACCACGCUUCAAAGACAACGAAACAAAGCACUUGCGGAACGAGUUUAAAUGCCUGUAAAAUGACUUGAAGUUCAACAUAAUGCGAUACUGCUCCGAGACCGUUUGAAAAUCGUUUCUCGAGAGCUCAAAUUCGUUUGGAACUGAAGAUCAGGUGAAUCACUAAAAUGUAGCUUUUAGUUCACUGCCAAUUUUGUCCCCCAAAUAUAUAAUUACACUUGAGCCAUGAGGCUUUAUAGGGGGAGAUAAUGACGCAUUGACUCUCUCAAAGCCAUAAUUCUUAGCUUCAAUUGAUAUAAGGUUUCUGCUUACAUACACAUGACAUGUCUCCUUUAUUUACCCUUAAAAUGACGUAUUGUAAAAUUGGCCCAAAAAUUAGGCCGAUUCAUUGACGGGAAUUGAAGUUAAUCUGAUUGAGGUUAAUCGAAAAACAAAGCCACUUUUAAUUUCAAACGCGCUAGAAUGAAUGAGUACUGUAAAAGUUAAUUUGCUAUAUUUGAUAAAAAUUAUACGCUGAUUUCUCUUCCGUUCGCGUCUGUCUCUUAUCCAAUUGAGCUGUCUACUUUCAAGUUCAAAAUUGGUGGUUUAAGCAUAUCACAUACCUUGAGAAAAGAUAAGCAAAUGUUCAAUUUGUUGAAAAAUUUCAAACGACAAAUUUCCUUGAGCAAAUUUUCGUACUAUUUCAUUGCAAAUUAUUUUUCUGGGUAGCGAGAUUCACGCGCGUUUCGUGGAACGCGCGCGUAUCUUGCCAACCUUCUGUUACUUUCACUCUGUGAAUAAGUAAUAGAGUGUGAGCCAACCAAAUACAAUAACUUUGUUUUGAAUUAGUGGCGAUGAAUGAUUUCUUCCGAAGCCUGCUGCUGGACGGCAAUAAUUCUGCAAAGAAAGCAACGCUGUUUAAACAAAGUGAAAUUUGUCCAAGUAAAGUAAUUUUUUUUUUCGUGGAAGAAAAUUCAAAAACUUUUUUAUAGUGCUUAUUUCAACCCGAAGUUCGUUUUUAAAUAUUAAUUAGCUUCAGAACGCUAAAAUGAUAACAAUAGGCAAGUGCUUUUGACUUAUAUUUGGCUUUUAGCUUUGAAAGUUAAACUUAAAGGCUUUGAAGCAUGAUUUAAAUACGAACCUUUCCAAACAACAGGAAGUAAAAGGCUUCGAGGCCCAUACUUCUUAACGGCAGAAAAAUUAAAUUAGAGUUGUGCAUUGAGUCAACAGAGAGUUUGUCAUGUUUUGAAAUAUUUAUCAGUACCUGCUGGCUAAAGAAGUGUACGUGAAAAUAGAAACAUGACACUUUCAUUAAAUCUACACAGUUUUCGAGUGUUUUGUCGCAUAAACCAUUUCGUAAAAGACCAAGUUGAAGUCAAGAAAGAAUUUUCACAGCCUGGGUUAAAUAAACAGAUUGUUUCAUAUAGACAGUAGUAAAGAAGGAAUUUUCUGGAUUCACUUUUUGGGAUAAUUUUUUUUUUGUUAACAGAUUUCAAUAGACUGAAUGUACGUUUCGGAGUAGUUCCAGUAUCAUUAUUAAAAGGAAAAACGUUGUUUGAUUUUGCGGUAGUUGGUUCAGUCAUUUAUCUCGAAACUGAAGAAAUUUCUUUUCAAAUCUUUAAUCAACAAUUGUGAUAAGAAAUAAUGGAGUGGACAGCAAACAAUAACAUUGUGAACUACUACUGAGGCUUUUGAAAAUUCAAAACUCACUUCGGAAACCAUAUGCAUAAUGCAAAAUUUAUAACUUAAUGAUUUUAAAGAAAUCAUGUUAAGCUCGUUUUCUUCGUUAUGGAACGUAACGUUUGAUUUUUCAGUCGUUUCGUCGGCGACAAAACACUGGUUAUUUCGCGAAAUUAUCAUUUUGUUUAAUCUUGUUUCGAGUCGGGUCGCAGCAGGGAUUUUCACUGAAGAAAACAUUUUUUUUAGAAACACACCUUGCAUCGACUAUUGUACGUAAAGAAAAAUAUAACAAGAGCAUAGAAUCGCAAAUGGAAUUGUGAAAUGAGAUUCAUCGGCGUUGUGAUCUAAAGGUGAAACGUUCAAAGGAAAGUGAGAAUUUUGCAAAUCUAGCCUGGCUUUCCAUCUUAACAUAUAAAAUAUAUUUUAACACAUAAUUUUUCUGCGAAUAUUGCGUGGGCUUCCACGCGAGUUCAAAGAUUUAAUUUGCUAGGAAAAUAAAUGUAUUUAAAGAUUUUACUGAGAAUACCUAACGAAGGAGCUCCGCUUUGUUUUAUUAAUCAGCUUGACAUAUUGCAACACCUGUUAUCGAAAAUAUAUACCUGCUAACUAAUUCAGCUCUAUCGUCGAUAAGCCUCUGUUCAUACUACACCGAACAGCUUAUCGUGCCAACACUAAAAACUAUCAAGUAUAGUAUGAACACCUAUCCGAUAUGUGACUCUCCACUUUAGAGAUUGGCGCAGCGCAGCUUCGCUCCGUUACAGAAAUCGCGCCGAAAUCACCGUUCCUAUGUGUGAAUAGAAGCCCUAUCCGGUAUUGUUUUAAUGCCAGCGCAAAAGUUAUCUGGGAAAGUGUGAUCAUAGCCUAGGAUAGCGUCAGUACAGAGUCUUCUGAACUACAACGUAGCUUGUUCUUAUUCUAAACAGCCGAAUUUCUAAUUCACUCCAAAGCAAAUCCUCGAACUUUGCUUCAAGAAAGAAAAUAGAAUUGGUUCUACAGUCGACUCCCAAUAACUCGAACCCUCUAUAACUCGAACCUCCCGCUAACUCGAAGCAAUUUUCAUUUCCCUUCAAAACAUUUUUUAUACAAUUUUACCCUCGAUAACUCGAACUCCCGAUAAGUCGAACGUUUUUCUGUUUCCCUUGACGGUUCGAAUUACCGGGAGACGACUGUAUAUUCCAUUACUUUCUGCAUAUUUUUAGUGAAAUAAGAUUGCAGGGUUUGUUCGAGAAUUGCCCAGAGGCCGUGUUCAUUGCAAUUCGCAGUCAAAGUAAAUCCUGUACAAUGAGGUGAGACGACGAUUUGUGUUUUCGUACUGCUGGAUUUUAGUAGAUAUUAUACUGAUAAAAAUGAAAACGACAGAAUUCGGUUGAGCUUCCAGCUUUCUUGUGCCAUUUACUUUGUUUGAUUUUUCUUAAUUAUUUUUCACGGAAAUUCGUUAUACACUUAUCGUUUGCUCUCGAUAAUUAAACCUUUUUCUUCGUUUCUCUCAUUCCUGAAACCUGACUCAUCCCCAGUCGUCUCUGACAACGUCUCCCUGGUGGCACGAAGACGACUGGGAACGACUUAGUUCCGGGCCUUCAGGAAAUGCGCGGUUCACACCAGAAUGAGGUUGAACCUCCCACGUAAGGGAAUCCAGGGCAGUUUUGGAUUCUGGAUUUCUCGCUGGGGAUUCCGGAUUCCAGGUACUGGAGUUAAGUGUUUGGCAGUGGAUACUGGAUUCCAAUCGUUAGUGGGAUUCUGGAUUCAUUUAGCUGUAUUCCGGAUUUUGCGGAUUCGAGAUUCCGGAUUCCACCAGCAAAAAUUUCUCGGAUUUCGGAAUCCGUAUUCCCUUACGUGGAGCGCCUGAGUUUUUGGAAGCAAUUUACUCCAUUUUGCAAGUUAAGCUUUUCUGGUGGAGCAUUGCACCCGUAAUGUUUCGUUGACCACUAAUUUUGUAUCAUCCAUAUGUGAGCUUGUAAAAAUGGACGUUUGCAAAAAAAUGUAAAUUUUGGCUUAGUCUUGAACGUAAAUUUACAAAGAAACUUAAAGGCUAACGUUUUGAGUAAUUACAACCACAACUUAAGCUAAACAGAACGUAAAGUUGCCUCUUAAAAUGCAAAGAAUUUUAAGAGGAAUGGUUUUUUCUAUCGUGGACAGAGUGGGGAAGGCAUUCAUGGCUUCAUUUCGUUAAAGCAUUUCAGUGAAAAGCUCUACCCUCGUUCUAUAGGCUUUGCGAUCGUUUGUAUUUUGUUGUUUAAAAUCCCUUACUGCCCAGCGUUAAUCGGAUUGGCUAGUUUUCCGAAACGGAGGGGUUUUCAUGUAACUUGAGCUAUUCUUCGGGGCCUCGUGCAUCUAGGAUGAAUGCGUUAAGCAAGCAGUUUUUACAUAAUAGAAGCACGUCUUUUAAGCUCUACCCUCGUUCUAUAGGCUUUGCGACCGUUUGUAUUUUGUUCUGUAAAAUCACUUACUACCCAACUUCAAUCGGAAUGGCUAGUUCUCCGAAAAUGGUGGGGUUUUUCAUGUAACUUAAGCUAUUCUCUAGGGCCCAAUGCAUCUAGGAUGUGUUAAAUACGCUGUUUUUAUACUACUUUUCUCUUCCUUUCCUUUCAGUAUCCAGUGGCGGAUACAGGGGAGGGGCCCGGGGGGCCGGGCGUCCCCUCAUUUUUAGACCAAACUGAGGCCCAGAGCCCCCUCCCCUCCCCCAUUUUUUUGGGGGGAGACCACCCCUCCCCCCUCCCUUAUCUGAUGGUCUGGAUCCGCCACUGGUACCAGUAGUCUUUGCUCAUAUAUUUUACCCUUAAGUUCUAAAUGUGAAAGAUGAUAGCAUAAUGAACUAUUGAAAACUGAGCACAUUUUUUUCGUUCGACAAUUUUGUCGUGAUGAAAAGCUAUUUUGUUUGACAUCCAAGCAUGCUAAGCAUGGAAAGCGACAUUAGACCUGAAACUCGUCGUAUCUCAUAUUUCCUUUCGCUUUUUCUCUUGUGCACAGGUGUGCUAACCAUUGCCCUCCCUGUGCCCGUUAUCGUUUCCAACUUUGAGAAUUUUUACAGCAAAGAGAUGAACAGACGGAAGGAGGAAGAACUGAAGAAAGCUGAGGAACAACGAGCAAAAGACAAAGAGAAGGGAUUGAAUAACUCCAAAAAUUCCACAGAACUGGAAAAUGUGGAUGGAAGAAGUCCUAGAUCACCUACGCCUAGAGGAAUUCUGGUUUGUGGAAUGAGCAAAGGCGAGGAGAAUUCACAGAGGGCCCAUACGACAGUCUAGCACUGAAUCUGCGUCGAUUUCACUAAUGCGCGAAUUGCACGUUCAUAAAAUACGGCUUUUAUUCUAUAAUCGUUAUCAGUAUUACCCAGAAGGUCAAGCAGAUUCGAACGUCUUUUAAGAAAGACUUGGAAGCGAGGGUUACCCUAUGGCACUGUUUACAGUUGAUGAGAAAACAGUGUGUUGCAAAAGAUAGAGUCAAUGCCAUCGAAAAUGAAGGUUUUAGGACUUCUUAGAGCCACUAUUUGGCUACGUCGAAAAUUUAAACCAGAACUACAAGUAUGGAAUAUAAUUAUAAUGCAAGCAUCAAGGAUCCACGGCUCAUGGAAGUACCGAGGAGUAAUGGAACGUAAACUCUGUGAGAUCUGGGCCCGCAAAAUCACAUGAUAUGAUUAAAAGACGCAAAUGGUCUUUGUCUUUGCGCGAACAAAAUAACAUUAUUGUUUCAUAAAUAGGAGCACCAAGCUAUAGUCAAAUUGGCCGACUUUUACAUCACCGCGAGCACACAAUUUCUUACUGUCAGAACAUGAGGUUCUUCAAGUUUAUAGAAUUCUUCUCACAAAGAUUGAAAAGCCAUGGACACAUCGUGGAAUCAGUUUAACCAACAAAAGAGUGCAAGUCUCCCAAAAUAGAGUGAUAUUCAACUUCUCGACGCUCUGUUUCCCAUAUGGAUUCAAACUUAGAGUUCAUGACUGGGGGAACGAAUCCAAGUUUUUGGUUACUUGAAGUUUGAAGGUUCGUGAUGACAGGCAGUGAUGAACUUCACUGCAUGGCACUUGAAAACAAGAAACCCUGCUGAUACGGAAGUUGACCCAAUCGUUCAUGAACGUCGGAGUCACGGUUAGGUAGGCAAGGCAAAAAUCAAAGUCGUCUUCAAGCUCGAUUUAAACAACCUUCGAUAAAGGCUCCUCAAAAAGAAGGCUUGUUGCCUUAACCAACGACAAUCUAACCAUAACAACUGACCAUUUGGAACGCUUGCAGGUUAAGUUGGGUUUGAGUAUGAUGUGGCAACUGAAAAAGCGUGAAAAAUUGAAAAAACCAAAAGAAAAGUAACGUAUUAAUGCACUGAGUAACUGCCUUUGGUUUUUAAAAAUAUGUAAAAAUUGUUAACCUAGUCUUCUACUUUAAAUGGUCAAAUAACCAAUUAUUUCCUAAGCUGGGGUGCACGUGAUCCUCAUGUGAUCUGCACGUUAUUCUACAUUUCAUGUCAUUGCGCACUACCUAACAACCAAAUUGUUUGACUUUUCAGUUGUUUUUUAGGUCUGUGUAGCCGCUAAAAUAACCCCAAGAAUUUAUGGAGGAAGAGACGAAUUUAUUCUUGUUUCUUCACGGAAAAACUAUGUCUGAGAAUAGCAAAUUUAUCUUAUUUCAAACUUUUGCCUUGUUCUACUCCAGUGUGAUUAAUGGCACUUGUCCUUAUUUUACCUGGGGUUCUUUCAAUUCUUAAUCAACCAGAGUUCAACAAAAUGUGAAAGCGCGACAGUCCGAGUGCUAGUGCCCGGCACUCCUUCGUUGAGUGGAAAUUUGAUAAUCCUAAAAAAAAGUUCGCUUUUUAGUGAAUUAAUGGCCCUCGACGAGUUUAAGUAAUAGAUGAAGUAGCCUGUUCUUUUUUUACCACUCACAUCUCUUUUCGUUGCCCCCACGAUCUGAACGCCGGGAACAGGCUUUAGAUAAAGGGAAAGUAUACACGUACUUUUUGAAAGUCUUAACAGUUUAAACCCUAAAAAACCUAAAAUCCCGCCGUAUAUUCUCCAUGGGGGGAAAAUAAUUUUUCCUGGGUAUGUGCCGCUGGCCUCUCAGAACCUCUACCCCAUUAUAGUCGCAAUUCCAACUCAGCCACUUUCUGUUUAUGCAUCUACAUAUUUUAGCCUUUUGGUCAUCCUGUAAUGACCUGACACAUUUGUUAAACUUAAUGUGGUGUAAAUCUUUCUAUUUUUAAAUCCCUUCAUACCUGAAUUUUCUGACCCUCAAAAUCCCAAAAAAUGGACGACUCCAGUCUAGUAACUGUUAUGAAAAUGCAACCCCAUAAUAGUUAACCCAGUCGUGAAAAUGCGACCCCAUCCAGCGGCACAUCCCCAUUAGCCUACUACGAGGAAGUACCCUUCCUCCGGGAUAUUCUCCAAACAGUUCUCGACCAUAAAUUACGUAUGGCACUUUAAUUAGGUAACGAGGGUAAUUUUAUCUUUUUUCUUUUAAAGUGGUGAAACGUUAAGAAUUAUCGCCUACAGCCUUACGAAUAAGGUUCGCUAUGCCUUAUAUAGUAAUCAGUAGGCUCUUGGUAGGCAGUAAAGAGUUAUUUUUGUUAAACUAAGUUAUUUAUAAUUUUCAAGACGUUUUUAGAAUGUUUAAUUCUAUACUGAGAAGUAGUAGAGGAUUUGAAGUCAAGUGCUAAAAAAAUGAUAGAUGAUAUGAACAGGGGCGGGGGUUCUUCAUUGCUGACGUCAGCGGGUUGUUUCACGACCCGAUCUCUCGUGACGUAUUAACCUAUUGGGUGUUUUUUUUUUUUUUUUACAAAAAUUGGUAAAUCGAACAGUUACCACUUUGGUUGAUGUGUAGUAAAACAGCACCCAUUAGCUGCUCUCAUUAAUGAAUUAUGAGGCCCUUGAAAUUUUAAACGCAAAAAUAUAGAGACGAGUGUCACUGACAGUUUAUGAACAGAGGCUUUCUGCUCGAAGCCGUAGUUGGCACAUCACAUAAGAAAUACGUGCUUCUGGUUAAGUACUUAUUAGUCUAAAGAAUAACUCUUAUUUAAAUGGUAUUAACUUCGAUAAGAAUACUACGUGUAUAUGUUAUCUUUGAAGUGUGCUUAGCGAACUAUAGUUAGCAUGAUAAUUAAGAUUUAUACAUUCACGAUUGAAAUUUUUAUUAUAAUUUCGGAGACGGCGGGUUCGUCUCUCGUCAGACAAAGGCAAUGUGCAAAUAACAGCGGGAUGCACGUCUCUUCUAUUUGUAUCUAAAAAUAUUUGGGAUCUAUACGCCCAAGAGGCAUUGCAAAAUCUUGGCAAUAACUGAAUUUUUUAAGAAUUACUUUAUAAAGAUUGACAACAAUCUCAUACCCAGAGCCUUCAAACUUUUUGGUCAGAGGUAGUCGCCGGGAUGGAAGGGAAGAUCAUGAUUUUUUAAAUCUGUUUUCUAACUGUCAAUAUCAACUACAACCCUGUUCCCUGGUUCGUGAAGACGAGAACAAACUUAAAGUUGAUGGUUCUUAGCUGUAGCUUUAGUCUACCUUUCUGUACUUUUUCGUUUACUGCACUCCUAGUUAGUGUGUUAAAAAUUCCAUUUUCCCACCGUUUCCUGGCGACCAGCGCUGACCAGGAGGCCUGAGGACCCAUACGAAGUUAUGAAAAUUUUGUCAGGUGCUUGCUGAGGCAGUUUGCACAUGGUCACUUCUUUUGGUCACGUGACUAACUUGUAAGCUUUAACUUGAAAAAGAGGUUGAAUGUAAUAACAUUCUGAAAUCUAACCCUUUCACCCUUAGAGUGAUGAAUGGAUUUUGGUAUGGUUUUUCUAACUUUUGAUUUUCUGUGGUUGUAAUCCUACGGUUUGCCCAUUCAAUUGAAAUCUCUUCAUUAUUACUUUUACUAGGUUUUUUUACAAAGUAAAAUUUGGAAAUUUUAUUGAAUUUUCCCCCUCUUUAUUAUUACGUUGUUUACCAUUUAAUCCCUAAAUUCCGUAAAUAUGGGUUAGAAGGCAG